Jatropha curcas is the source of this 1173-nucleotide messenger RNA. NCBI's taxonomy places the organism in Eukaryota, Viridiplantae, Streptophyta, Magnoliopsida, Malpighiales, Euphorbiaceae. The record is from RefSeq and is a predicted model, not a curated record.
AAUUUUUUCAAUCCAGUCCCUUUUUCAACCCCAAGUCUUCAACGAGAAGAGAGAGAAAACACAGACAGAGAGGGGCUUCGUUAAGAGGAAACAAAAACAGAAACCCUAAGAAAGAGAGAGAAAGAAGAAAGUAUCUAUUCGAUUCUUCUCCUUUUCCAAUUGCAUUUCAAGAUCUCAAUUUUUCAAUCCACAAAAGGGACUGGUGCUUAUUUGGCUAUGGCAAAUUCUAAGGGGUCGUCAAACGUUAGAAAUUUGAUGUAUUCUGGAAAGCAUGCUUUACUUCCUCCAAGGAUUCCAUUUCCUAGUGUUACUCCAUCAUAUGCUGACUAUGUACCUAAUAGUGUAGUUGGAUCAAAAGCUGUUCAAAGGCCUAGAGAGGGAAAUGCUCAUCACCAACGAACGUCCUCUGAGACAUUUCUCAUGGAGGAGCAACCUUCUUGGCUUGAUGAUCUCCUUAAUGAGCCUGAGACACCUGUUCGUAGAGGUGGUCAUAGGCGUUCCUCCAGUGACUCCUUUGCAUAUAUAGAUGUAGCUAAUGCUUCUAACAUAGAGUAUGCAGCACAAGAUGAGUAUAGACAGAAAAAUAUUAUGUCAAUACCUUCUUGGGGAUCUCAAGACUUUGAUUAUCACAAAGAUGCUCGACAAACCUCUAUUUAUGCUGAUGUGAACAUGACAAAACAGAAAAAUAGGGCUCGGGAUUCAUCUUUGAAUUCUGCUACACGUCUCAGUGGGCUUCCUUCUGCAAGGGAGAAUGCUGUUUCACAGAUGGGAUCAUCAUGUGUUCAACAGGAAUCAGAUGGGUUCCAAUCUUCAGUGAAUGAAAAACAAGAUUCAGCUGAUUCUUUUCCUCAUGAUUCAAAAACUUCAUCUGAAAAAAAGGACGCUUCUCAUGCCAAGUCUUCAGCAUCGGAGACUGAUACAAAACGUGCUAAACAGCAAUUUGCUCAACGUUCUCGUGUCCGGAAACUUCAGUACAUAGCUGAGCUGGAAAGGAAUGUACAAGCCUUACAGGCAGAAGGAUCUGAAGUUUCAGCUGAGGUUGAAUUUCUCAACCAGCAGAAUCUUAUUUUGAGCAUGGAGAAUAAAGCCCUUAAGCAACGUUUAGAAAGCAUAGCUCAGGAGCAGCUUAUCAAAUACUUGGAGCAUGAAGUCUUGGAGAGGGAGAUUGGGAGA